CCCAGGGGCGUGGAUUCCGCCCGGGAACUCCCGGCCGCACUUAAGGAGCUCGGGCCAGCGUGAGGAGGCAGCGGGGAGGAAGCCCGGCGGCUGCUGACUCCCUCGGACCUGGACCCAGCCCCAGCCCGGCCCCAGCCAGCCCCGACGGCGCCAUGCGGGGCCCGAGCCGGGCCCUGUGGCUGCUCCUGGCUCUGCGCACCGUGCUCGGUGGCAUGGAGGUGCGGUGGUGCGUCACCUCAGACCCGGAGCAGCAGAAGUGCAGCAACAUGAGCAAGGCCUUCCGGGAAGCGGGCAUCCAGCCCUCCCUCCUCUGCGUCCAGGGCACCUCGCCUGACCACUGCAUCCAGCUCAUCGCGGCCCAGGAGGCUGACGCCAUCACUCUGGAUGGAGGAGCCAUCUAUGAGGCGGGAAAGGAGCAUGGCCUGAAGCCCGUGGUGGGCGAAGUGUAUGAUCAAGAGGUUGGCACCUCCUAUUACGCCGUGGCUGUGGUCAAGAGGAGCUCCCAAGUGACCAUCAACACCCUGAAAGGCGUGAAGUCCUGCCACACGGGCAUCAAUCGCACAGUGGGCUGGAACGUGCCCGUGGGCUACCUGGUGGAGAGCGGCCGCCUCUCGGUGAUGGGCUGCGAUGUACUCAAAGCUGUCAGCGACUAUUUUGGGGGCAGCUGCGUCCCGGGGGCAGGAGAGACCCGUUACUCUGAGUCCCUCUGUCGCCUCUGCAGGGGUGACAGCUCUGGGGAAGGGGUGUGUGACAAGAGCCCCCUGGAGAGAUACUACGACUACAGCGGGGCCUUCCGGUGCCUGGCGGAAGGGGCAGGGGACGUGGCCUUUGUGAAGCACAGCACGGUACUGGAGAACACGGAUGGGAAGACGCUUCCCUCCUGGGGCCAGGCCCUGCUGUCACAGGACUUUGAGCUGCUGUGCCGGGAUGGCAGCCGGGCUGACGUCACCGAGUGGAGGCAGUGCCAUCUGGCCCGGGUGCCUGCUCACGCCGUGGUGGUCCGGGCCGACACAGAUGGGGGCCUCAUCUUCCGGCUGCUCAACGAAGGCCAGCGUCUGUUCAGCCACGAGGGCAGCAGCUUCCAGAUGUUCAGCUCUGAGGCCUAUGGCCAGAAGGAUCUGCUCUUCAAAGACUCCACCUUGGAACUUGUGCCCAUCGCCACGCAGACCUACGAGGCGUGGCUGGGCCAGGAGUACCUGCACGCCAUGAAGGGUCUGCUCUGUGACCCCAACCGGCUGCCCCCCUACCUGCGCUGGUGUGUGCUCUCCACUCCUGAGAUCCAGAAGUGCGGAGACAUGGCCGUGGCCUUCGGCCGGCAGCGGCUCAAGCCAGAGAUCCAGUGCGUGUCAGCCAAGUCCCCCCAGCACUGCAUGGAGCAGAUCCAGGCUGGGCAAAUUGACACUGUGACCCUGAGCGGCGAGGACAUUUACACGGCGGGGAAGACGUACGGCCUGGCUCCGGCAGCUGGCGAGCGCUAUGCCUCGGAAGACAGCAGCAACUCGUACUUCGUGGUGGCGGUGGUGAGGCGGGACAGCUCCCACGCCUUCACCUUGGAUGAGCUUCGGGGCAAGCGCUCCUGCCACGCUGGCUUCGGCAGCCCUGCAGGCUGGGAUAUCCCCGUGGGCGCCCUCAUUCGGAGAGGCUUCAUCCGGCCCAAGGACUGCGACGUCCUCACAGCGGUGAGCGAGUUCUUCAAUGCCAGCUGUGUGCCCGUGAACAACCCCAAGAACUACCCUUCCUCGCUGUGUGCGCUGUGUGUUGGGGACGAGCAGGGCCGCAACAAGUGUGUGGGCAACAGCCAGGAGCGGUACUACGGCAACAGCGGCGCCUUCAGAUGCCUGGUGGAGAAUGCGGGCGACGUUGCCUUCGUCAAGCACACGACCGUCUUUGACAACACAAAUGGCCACAAUUCCGAGCCCUGGGCUGCUGAGCUCAGGUCAGAGGACUAUGAACUGCUGUGCCCCAACGGGGCCCGGGCCGAGGUGUCCCAGUUUGCAGCCUGCAACCUGGCACAGAUGCCACCCCAUGCCGUCAUGGUCAGACCAGACACCAACAUCUUCACCGUGUAUGGACUGCUGGACAAGGCCCAGGACCUGUUUGGAGACGACCACAAUAAGAAUGGGUUCAAAAUGUUCGACUCCUCCAACUAUCAUGGCCAAGACCUGCUUUUCAAGGAUGCCACCGUCCGGGCGGUGCCUGUCGGGGAGAAAACCACCUACCGCGACUGGCUGGGGCUGGACUACGUGGCGGCGCUGGAAGGGAUGCUGUCUCAGCAGUGCUCGGGCGCAGCGGCCCCGGCGCCCGGGGCGCCCCUGCUCCCGCUGCUGCUGCCCGCCCUCGCCGCCCGCCUGCUCCCGCCCGCCCUCUGAGGCCCGGCCGCCCCG
Cercocebus atys (sooty mangabey) is the source of this 2384-nucleotide messenger RNA. It is a transcript of the gene MELTF, whose product is annotated as antigen p97 (melanoma associated) identified by monoclonal antibodies 133.2 and 96.5. Lineage: Eukaryota; Metazoa; Chordata; Mammalia; Primates; Cercopithecidae. The transcript has 16 exons. The record is from RefSeq and is a predicted model, not a curated record. Gene Ontology annotation, biological process: iron ion transport. The coding region runs from base 153 to 2369 and encodes 738 amino acids. Gene Ontology annotation, cellular component: extracellular region; plasma membrane; early endosome.